Heteronotia binoei (common prickly gecko) is the source of this 1100-nucleotide messenger RNA. RefSeq names its product homeobox B1 (gene HOXB1). Gene Ontology annotation, molecular function: RNA polymerase II cis-regulatory region sequence-specific DNA binding; DNA-binding transcription factor activity, RNA polymerase II-specific. Lineage: Eukaryota; Metazoa; Chordata; Lepidosauria; Squamata; Gekkonidae. The record is from RefSeq and is a predicted model, not a curated record. The transcript is spliced from 2 exons. Gene Ontology annotation, cellular component: nucleus. Gene Ontology annotation, biological process: regulation of transcription by RNA polymerase II. The coding region runs from base 96 to 1091 and encodes 331 amino acids.
ACUUUGACAUACUAUCCAAAGGUUGUAGGGCAGAAGGGAUCCCCCCUAAAACAGGGCGACCCUCUUCCAUCAUUGGCAAAGGAACAAUACCUAGAAUGAACUUCUUCUUAGACUAUGCAAUUUGUAACCGUGGGACCAGCGCCUACGCGCCCAAGGACUACCAGCCUCUCGACCCAGGGACCCCUUCCUUCUCAGCUUGCUCAGGUAGCUCUCCUCCUUCCUGUGAGAGCUACCCUGCCGAAGGACGCUUGUUCGCGGCCACGGGGGUAGGUCCAGGUGGGACCAGCGCCCACCACCAGCAGAGCUCCGGCUACCCACCUCCUCUACCCUCCAACCCAGCCGGCCUUGGCAUCCCCUUCGCAGGGUCAUCUCAGGCAGGAGGCGGCGGCGGAGGAGGAGGAGGAGGAGGAGGGGGAUUCCCGGCCCCCAACUGCAGCCCCAGCUUCGGCAACCAGCAGUUCUACCUCAACCCGCAGGAGACGGAUGGAGCCUACUUCCAGCCCUCGGCCUACCCCACCAACGUGGCCUCCACAGUUUCUUCCAGCCUGUCGGAGGGGGGCUUCUGCGCUACCGCGGGCCAGUUCCAGCCCCAUUUCUAUGGGCCUGAGCCGGGGGGCUACUUUGGCAGUCUUUCCCCACCCUUGCAGGAGAACAAAGACCCGCGGCCUUGCUCGGCCCAGCCAUGUCCCAUGGCUUCCACCAUCACCCAAACCUUUGACUGGAUGAAAGUGAAAAGGAGCCUUCCCAAAACGACAGCGAAAGCGUCGGACUACGGUCUGGCCGUGCACCCAAGCUCCAUCCGGACCAACUUCACCACCAAGCAGCUGACCGAACUGGAGAAGGAAUUCCACUUCAGCAAGUACCUCACCCGGGCCCGGCGGGUGGAGAUCGCCGCCACCUUGGAGCUGAACGAGACCCAGGUGAAGAUCUGGUUCCAGAACCGGCGGAUGAAGCAGAAGAAGCGGGAGAAGGAAGGGCUGGCCUGCUUCCCCUCGCUGGCCACCGCGGCCAAGGAGCCCGGCGAGGCCGCCUCGGACAGAUCCAGCCGCUCGCCCACCCCCAACGCAUCGCCCAGCUCGGGGUCUUCUUGAAGGUCGCCA